Molecule: messenger RNA, 1915 nt
Organism: Cucurbita maxima (winter squash)
Lineage: Eukaryota; Viridiplantae; Streptophyta; Magnoliopsida; Cucurbitales; Cucurbitaceae
Product: guanylate kinase 2-like
Exons: 10
Coding region: 391-1602 (403 amino acids)
Biological process (GO): purine nucleotide metabolic process
Cellular component (GO): cytosol
Molecular function (GO): protein binding; GMP kinase activity
Source: RefSeq, a predicted model, not a curated record
GUGAAGGGGUUAGAAGGGAAUUGGAUUAGCGAUUGGCAUAAGCAUCCCGCGAGAAAAAGAAAGUCGGUGUUCUUGUUCCGUGAAUGGAAUGCGACCAAAACCCCGCAUCCCUAUUUCUCUCUAUUUCUUUUUAUUUUUCUGAAUCUCUUUGUUUCCCUACAAAUACAAGAAUGCUCCUCAAACUUCCCUACGCCACUUCUCUCUUCUGUAGCGCUUCUAAUUUCUUCUAUUCUGGGGAUCUUGUGAUUUUGUAGAAACCAGGAGCGAAGUUUUUUUGGGUUUCAGCCAACACAACACAUUCAAUUACUCUUGCGAUUUCGCGAGCUUAGCGGCCCCUUAGCUCGGAAUUCGCAACAGGGUAAUCUAGAACUUGGAGGAUUAAAUUUCUCCAUGGGAGAAGCCGCAGCUUUCUUGGUUCAUGAUUUGAAGGAGGGAUUCCCGAACGGGUUCGGUUUAAAAUCGAAAGGUUGUGAAACAGCCACCGUCAUAGGCAAUAAAACAUAUGUCGUUGACGGAGGCUGUGAUGACUCGAUAUUGUCCUUUCGAGUUCAAGUAUUCGAUCAUUCGACAGGAACACGGAUCGAUCCUGUCGUUUUGGGAACGAUACCGGAGCCAUGUAAAGGGCAUUCGGCAAUAGCUUUGAACGAAGAUCAUAUAUUGUUUAUUAAGGGUGAAUCGCCCUUACAUGAUUCCUUUUGGUUUCUUGAGGUGAAUACUCCAUAUGUCCAAGAACGAACACGAUCUUCGGGUUGUGAAGUUGUUGCUUGGAGUAAAGGGGUGAGGGGAACUGUUGAGAAGCCGAUCGUUGUUAGCGGUCCGUCUGGGGUGGGCAAGGGUACUCUUAUAUCCAUGCUCAUGAAAGAAUUCCCGUCUUUGUUUGGAUUCUCUGUUAGCCACACGACUCGUGCUCCGAGAAACAUGGAGAAAGAUGGGCUUCAUUACCAUUUUACGGAACGAAAUGCUAUGGAAAAGGACAUAAAAGAGGGAAAAUUUCUCGAGUUUGCUUCAGUUCAUGGAAACCUCUAUGGAACAAGUGUCGAAGCUGUUGAAGUGGUCGCCGAUGCCGGGAAAAGAUGCAUUCUCGACAUUGAUGUUCAAGGCGCGAGGUCCAUGAAGGCUAGCUCCCUCGACGCUAUAUUCAUCUUCAUCUGUCCACCUUCAAUGGCUGAACUCGAGAAACGUCUUCAUGCAAGGGGAACCGAAACCGAAGAACAAAUCCUCAAACGACUACAAAACGCCAAGGCCGAAAUCGUGCAAGGAGAAUCAUCUGGAAUAUUUGAUCACAUCUUGUACAAUGAUAACCUUGAAGAGUGCUACAAGAGUCUCAAGAAACUCUUGGGGCUUGAUGGGAGUGUCAAUACUUGCACUAAAUCAAUCCCAGAAGAUUUCGACCUUCCUCCGAUCGUUCAUUCGGUGUCAAGGAUCGAUAACAAAAUAAUAAUAACCUACCGAGCUUCAGAUCUCAAGGACGAAUCCCAAAAGAUGAUCGGGCUGGAUUUAACCUCGCUCAAAGGUGGUGCACCUGGCCGGACUAGAGGGUUGGAUGUGUAUCCGAUCAAUUCGGUUUCUAAUGGCUCGAAUAUGAUCAAUCAGCUUAGCUAACAGCUCUACCAAUGAUUUAAGCUACUAACCUGUUACCCUUUCACAGACGAUGACGAAGUGACGACGGUGCAUUCCUAAUUGAAUUAUAUUGAUUCGAGACGACGUUACAAGUUUGAUUUUUCUCGCUCGCGUUUUAAGUUUAGGAAGAGAAACGACUCGAUUGAAAAGGUCGAACGAUCAUUAUUGUUUCUUACGUAGGCUGCUAGAACGUGAUCAUUGAUAUUAGUUUGGCAAAUUGGGUCUGAUCAUUUAUCCAACACUAAUUUGUUAUUGCUUUCUUCUUAGAAAUUGAAAGUCCUAUUUUUCCAGAUUU